CAGCUUUGCGCUGUCAACCAUCCCGUCGCAUCUGAUACAUUGAUCAAGCCGUCAAGAUGCCGAAAUUCUUCUGCGAUUACUGCGAUGUAUACCUCACCCACGACAGUAUGAGUGUGAGAAAGGCCCAUAACAGCGGUCGUAAUCAUCUACGAAAUGUCGUCGACUACUACCAACAAAUCGGACACGAGAAGGCGCAAUCAGUCAUCGAUAGUAUCACGUCAUCAUAUGCUGCCGAAGGACAAGCAAGCGCAAAUCCCAUGUUGCCUGGUGGAACGCACGCUGGUGUAGCAGCCAUGCCUUUCGGCUUCCCUCCUGGCAUGGCCCCACCUCCAUUCGGUGCUCCUGGUGCUCCUCCGAUGGGCGCAGGUCGUGGUAUGCCGCCAUUCCCAUUCCCUCCCAACGGAAUGCCGCCUUUCCCACCUAACGGCAUGCCAUUCCCUCCUCCGACACCUGGCGCGGCUGGAUCACCACCUCAAGGCAUGCCCUUCCCACCUCCUGGCGGUAUGCCCUUCCCCCCACCAGCUGGUAUGGGAUUCCCACCUAUGGGUGGCCCUAGCCCUGGGCCUGGCUCAGGCCUGCCUCCACCUGGCAUGCCCAUGUCGCACGACCCAAGACGCCAAUAGGGUGGCCAUCGGGAUCAGUUCGCACGCAAUCCGUACACACAGGAGCAAGCGCUACCCAUGCACUACCAAACACAGCAAAACCCGACCAUGCCCUACCCACCACAGCAAUAGGCAGCUAGCGGAGGAUUAAUUGAGCCGCCGGCACGAGGUAGCAAAAGGCAGCGGAGCCCUGAUGUGCAAGGGCAGAGGCAAGACACGGGAGAAGGAGGACAAGAAAAACGAAGACGUUGAUCAUGCUUGGGCUGGCGUUUGAACAUGGAUGAAAUUCUACAGGCGUAUUCGGAGUCGAGCGAGGCAAGAGGAAAGGAAUAUGCAUCAGCACAAGAUAUCACUCGAGGUUCUAUAGAAACCAACGCGCUCCAUUGAAGCAGC
Messenger RNA from Aureobasidium subglaciale EXF-2481, 995 nucleotides. RefSeq lists its product as uncharacterized. Gene Ontology annotation, cellular component: U1 snRNP; nucleus. Gene Ontology annotation, molecular function: pre-mRNA 5'-splice site binding; zinc ion binding. The record is from RefSeq and is a predicted model, not a curated record. Gene Ontology annotation, biological process: spliceosomal snRNP assembly; mRNA 5'-splice site recognition; mRNA splicing, via spliceosome. The transcript is spliced from 4 exons. Bases 57 to 623 code for a protein of 188 amino acids. Lineage: Eukaryota; Fungi; Ascomycota; Dothideomycetes; Dothideales; Saccotheciaceae.